UUGCGAUGGUCAUGUGGUGGACAUGCCCCCAGUACCUCAAGAAGCACGAGGAGGGCAAGAAGAAGCGGGCAGAGAUGCGAGGUGGAUCGCAUAUCCAAGGCAGCAUCCCCAUCUCUCUUCACCUGCAGAAGGAGGAAGUCAGGACAGGAGCGAAGCCUAACGUCUUUGCCGUGCUAAAGAAGAUGAAGCAAAGGAAGACGCCUGAUCCUGAGACGGGGUCCGUGUGGGUUAACCCGCAAUCCGAGACCCAGUGCACGUCGUAUGUCUCCAAGUUCAAGCAGAAGUACGGCGAGGACGCCAACCCAGAGGCUGAGGACUUUGACCUUGAGGUCGCGGUGCUUGCGGGAGAAGGCUUGAAGCAUGGCCGCCUAUGGUUUGGUGACGGGUGCGUCGACCCAGCGAGGGUUCCCUCUCUCCGCCAGAUCCGUCGUGGUCGUAAGAGCGGCCAGCCUGAGGUAGAGCCCCGGCCACGGGCUUCAGAUCUAGCUGUCGAGCGGUUACGGGUAUGUUCUUCCUCGGGUCUCUACAUUUCCUUUACAUGCUUUCCAUUGAAAUGUUAAUGACAUCGCGGCAACACAACGUAGGAGGAGAUGGCAGCGAAGGAGCAGGCGGCCCAGGAGCAAAGGGCGCAGAUGGAGCAGCAGAUUCUGGAGUACCAGCAGCAGCAGACACAGAUGAUGCAGCAGAUGCAACAG
Molecule: messenger RNA, 695 nt
Organism: Lolium perenne
Lineage: Eukaryota; Viridiplantae; Streptophyta; Magnoliopsida; Poales; Poaceae
Biological process (GO): transposition
Source: RefSeq, a predicted model, not a curated record